GGGCCGGGCUGGGCCGGCCGGGGCGGGGCGCGCGACUGCUCCGGGCGGCGAUGGCGGCGGACGGGGACUGGCAGGAUUUCUAUGAGUUCCAGGAGCCGGCCCGGAGCCUCCUGGACCAGGAGAACUGUAACGCGAGCCCCGAGGCCGGGGCGGGGGCGGGGGCCGGGGCCGGGGCGGGCGGGGGCGCCGACGGUUUCCCGGCCCUGGCCUGCAGCUUGGAGGAGAAGCUGAGCCUGUGCUUCCGCCCCUCGGAUCCGGGCGCCGAGCCCCCGAGGGCGGCCGUGCGGCCCAUCACGGAGCGCAGCCUCCUGCAGGGGGACGAGAUUUGGAAUGCCCUGACGGAUAAUUAUGGGAAUGUGAUGCCUGUAGACUGGAAGUCGUCGCAUACUAGGACCUUGCACUUGCUUACUCUGAACCUCUCAGAAAAAGGGGUAAGUGACAGUUUGCUCUUUGAUACGUCAGAUGAUGAAGAGCUGAGAGAACAGCUGGAUAUGCACUCAAUCAUCGUCUCCUGUGUUAGUGAUGAGCCCCUCUUCACGGCAGACCAGGUUAUUGAAGAAAUUGAAGAAAUGAUGCAGGAAUCACCGGACCCAGAAGAUGAUGAAACCCCUACACAGUCAGAUCGGCUUUCAAUGCUUUCCCAGGAAAUUCAAACUCUUAAGAGGUCUAGUACCAGCAGUUAUGAAGAGAGAGUGAAAAGGCUCUCAGUGUCUGAGUUAAAUGAAAUCCUAGAAGAAAUUGAGACUGCCAUUAAGGAGUACUCUGAGGAGCUGGUGCAGCAGUUGGCUUUGCGAGAUGAACUGGAGUUUGAAAAGGAAGUGAAAAACAGCUUUAUUUCUGUUCUUAUUGAAGUGCAAAACAAACAGAAAGAGCACAAAGAAACAGCAAAAAAGAAAAAGAAGCUAAAAAAUGGCAGCUCUCAGAAUGGGAAGAAUGAGAGAAGUCAUAUGCCUGGCACACGCUUCAGCAUGGAAGGGAUCUCAAAUGUCAUUCAGAAUGGCCUCCGCCACACCUUUGGAAAUUCAGGUGGAGAGAAACAGUAUUUGACUACAGUCAUUCCUUAUGAGAAGAAAAACGGACCACCAUCUGUUGAAGAUCUUCAAAUAUUAACAAAAAUUCUUCGUGCCAUGAAGGAGGACAGUGAAAAAGUUCCGAGCUUGUUAACUGAUUAUAUUCUGAAAGAGCCCAUUGCUACAGUGUGUGAGCAGAUGAAACCCUGAUUAGUCCCAGAAUGCUACAAAGGAGAAGAGGAGGACUUUUUUUUUUUAGAGUAUGCUGAGCUGCUAUGGAGUGACAGAAGUCCUGCUGUUUCUCUGGGGCUGUGAGACAUUUCAGACAAACAGCCAUGCAGCCCCUCCCAUAGACGACAUGGGACCUGCUAUAGGAAGCUUUCACAAUUCCACUUGAACACCGGUGAGCAAACAGGGCUAUACAUAUUCCUCACUGCACUCAGCAACUGAGACGCCAUGACUGCAAAGGGCAGGGGCUCGGUUUGAAGUUGAAUGCCUGCUUGGCAUUUCAGCCGUCAUCUCUAGGGGUAUGAGAAACUUAGGAUGGUUUCCUUAUUUUAUUAACGUUCUUAUGUGGAACUUACUUGGCCCUUUCCCCAGAUACACACAUACCCAGUAAUAUUAAUAAUUUAAAUUAAUUUGAUGUGAAUUUGCAAAAAUGAUGCCUUGUACUGAAGAAAUGUAGCUUUAAAGGGUAUAUGAUGUAGCGGAAAGUCCUUAGGGGAUAUAUUUUUUUUAAAGGAGAUUCAACGUGGUCUGUUUAUAGCUCAUUCUUAAAUUGAUGCUUCUAAAAUGUAUGAAAAUAUACCUAUUUUUUCCUAUCAGCUCAAAGUCUCUUUGUAGUCAGGCUUCCCCUGACUUUGCUUGGUAAAGUCUUUCUUCUUCAGCAUCGAACCACUGUAGGGUUUCCCACCACAAUCCUCCUGUGCGUAGCAAGUUCAUUUUGAUACUAGUUAUGAGCACGUUUCUGACAGCAGGUAGGUUUCUUGUCUCCCUAAAAACAGCACCGCUAUGCUGUGUACUCUGGGAGUACUUUUCUUUUUGCAAGGAUUCCUUGGGAAAGACCCGCCUAACGACAAAGGCACGGGGACUUCUUGUGACACCGGAGGCUCAUUGGACUGAUAACCUUAAAAGGACAAUUUGUCUUUCGGAUCCCAGAGCUGGAAUCUUUUUGGAAGUUACACUGUGUGAUUUCAACUCACAACGUUUAUUUCCUGCCAAGAAUCAGGUUGCAGAUAAUUCUCUUACAGCUUUGUGUGUUUUGAAGAAAACAAAAGCAAACUGUAGAGCUAUGGUGCACUCCAAGUGCCAUAUAUCUGUUUUAUUCUUCAGGAAAUUAGAUUUUUCUUUUACAAGAGCACAACAGGAACCAAAGUAAAAGAGUAAUAGAUACAGCACUCAGGAUAAAUCAUAUCUUUAAAAUAAUAAUAAUAAAAUUUACACCUUGUCCUAUAUCCUGUUAGUAUUUUCAUAAUAUGGCCAUGAUUGAAAAAACAAAAAGCAAGCAUCUACAAUUUUUUUCGAUAAAGACUUUAUGCCAGGAAUGGAUUAAUUAUCAACAAAAUUCAUACUAAUCAGGCUGAUGUCAAUCUAUUUUGGUAACAUAUCAUUAACAAAUUUAUUUUGGAAAAAGAUAAAAAUAUUGCCCCUUGAUAAUAAAUCUUUUUUUCCUUUGAUGCAAACAGCUAGAACACCUUUUUCUUUUUCUUUUUGAUAUUCUAAGACAAAAAAAUGGUUAAUCUUCAGAUUAAUAAAUUAGGUCAUUAUAAUAAUAAAUUAAUUUUUUUUAAAGUUCAGCAACCUCUGUCCAAGUAUUUACAACAAUACUUGAAAGUUCCUUUACAAAACAGAACACAUUUUCUUUUCACAUUAAGCAUACUGGGUAUCUGUGUCUUUCACAACAAGCAUUUUUAAAAGAAAACUCAAUGCACAAAUGGGUUAAUUAGUAUAAAAGUGCUAAGGGCUGUUUGAAAAGUUAACACUAUAGUAUACAGUCAGUUAUAUUUGAGGCAUACUACAACAAACUUCCAGCUUAUUGUGGACAAUAUUCCAGUAGUUGUUUCAAACUAUUGUUUGAA
Molecule: messenger RNA, 3088 nt
Organism: Macaca mulatta (Rhesus monkey)
Lineage: Eukaryota; Metazoa; Chordata; Mammalia; Primates; Cercopithecidae
Source: RefSeq, a predicted model, not a curated record